Molecule: messenger RNA, 3465 nt
Organism: Protopterus annectens (West African lungfish)
Lineage: Eukaryota; Metazoa; Chordata; Ceratodontiformes; Protopteridae
Gene: PIK3R2
Product: phosphoinositide-3-kinase regulatory subunit 2
Exons: 16
Coding region: 783-2972 (729 amino acids)
Biological process (GO): insulin receptor signaling pathway; phosphatidylinositol phosphate biosynthetic process
Cellular component (GO): phosphatidylinositol 3-kinase complex
Molecular function (GO): 1-phosphatidylinositol-3-kinase regulator activity; protein binding
Source: RefSeq, a predicted model, not a curated record
UCGGCAGUGCUCGGCUCUCCCCGUAUAGUUCCCUACCGUUCCCACUCGGUUCCCUUCGCCAAGUUUCUACUCCUUCCCAGCAGCCCGCUGCCUUGCUGGGCUGCCUGCUCUCGAACAUGGCUGGCGGUGCGGGGCUGUCUUGGAUUCUCGGCACUGGACAUAGUGCGGCCUGACCAUACGGCCGAAACAGUGGGUCGUUUUUUGUUUUACAACCGAACUGGUACUGCACGCUCUGGUUUGCUGCCAGUUUCUGAUUGUAACCCUUGACCUCCAGUUGUAAGAGAAGUGCCAGUAAAGACUGAAGACAGAAGCACUGGUGCUGUGCACAUUUUCAUCUGCAUACAAAGACCUCUGCCUUGGUGUCAAGAAAGCCUCUUUAUUUUGAAGCCUUUUGAAGCUGUGUUGCAUGACCUUUCUAAAGUACCAGAUUAUGUUGGCUGCGCUUUCACUUUGCUCAAUUAUAUGGUUAAAUCGAGGUUUUAAAUUAAGAAAAGGGGGCACGUUGGUGACUCACUGACCAUCGAUUUGUAUGUGUGCGUGUGUAUGUGUGUGCGCGUGUGUGUGUGUGGGUGUGUGUGAUUGAAGAUGUUUGUGAACUUAUGAAGCCAGAAUGAGCCACUAAGGAAAGUUUCCAUUGUGUGCCAUUUUUGGACUCAUGGUCAAGGAGAUGUUUUUGGAAAGUAGUACUAUCAGUGACAAUUUCUGCACUACAUGAGCAUUCGCUGCCAACUUUCAUACAAACUUGAGAAAAAUCGACAUCUUUUUUAACAAAAGUGCAGAAAAUGUGUGCUGAGGGGUUUCAAUACCGUGCUCUUUAUGAGUACCAGAAGGAAAGGGAGGAAGAUAUAGACCUUUUGCCUGGUGAUGUGCUUACAAUCAGCAAAGAAGCUCUUCAUGUACUUGGCUGCAAGGAUGGGGAUGAGCAAAAUCCUGCUUUGAUUGGCUGGAUGUCUGGUAUAAAUGAGCGCACUAAGCAGAAAGGGGAUUUUCCUGGCACAUAUGUGGAGUACUUGGGAACUGUGAAGAUGUCACCAUCACUGCACAGACCCCGGGGGCAGAGACCACUGCCUGCUGCACCAGGGACUAGUAGCUCACGACCAGAGUCAGCUUCUGAAACACAAGGUUUCCAGCUGCCUGAUUUAACGGAGCAGUUCAAUCCUCCUGCAAAUGCACCUGCAGUUCUGGUCAAGCUCAUCAGUGAGAUUGAAAAGAAAGGUUUAGACAAUGAGAUGCUGUACAGAACACCCCCAUCAUCUUCAGCAAAAGAAUUCAAACAGGCCUCAAAAACUGACAGUGCCGGUUUAGACUUGGAGUUGCACUCUCUUUGUGAGGCAGUGAAGAAUUACCUGUCUGAGCUACCUAAUCCUGUGGUUCCAAACCACAUUCGCAGUGAAGCACUUCGUAUAAUUCAGGAAAUUCCUGCAGGUGAAGCUCUUAGACAGCAGCUGAUACUGUGUCUUGGCUCACGUACAGUUCCACUUCACAACGAGCUCACUUUCCAGUAUUUGCUGAAGCACUUUCAAAAAUUGUGUGAGAAUGCAGAGAAGAAUGGCCACACUGCUCAAACUCUAGGAGAAAUAUUUGGCCCUCUACUCUUCAGGCCUAGCUUUGAUGUGGACCAAGGCUACUGUGCACUAAUACUGGAGACUCUGUUACAAGGUCAUCAAAAGGAAGCCGAGCCUGAGCCCCCACCUCCAGCUCUGCCUCCUAAACCACCUAAAACCAGGCCUGCAUCAAGCGGACUAUCAAAUGGAAAUGGGUCACAUGGGACAACACUGCAGGAUGCAGAGUGGUACUGGGGUGAAAUCUCUAGAGAAGAAGUCAAUGAAAAGAUGCGUGAUAGUCCAGAUGGCACUUUUCUUGUUCGAGAUGCUUCAAGUAAAAUUCCAGGAGAGUACACACUCACGCUGAGGAAGGGUGGAAACAACAAACUGAUAAAGAUUUGCCAUCAUAAUGGAAAAUAUGGUUUUUCAGAACCUUAUACUUUUAAUUCUGUGGUAGAACUCAUCAACCACUACCGUCACGAGUCUCUUGCACAAUACAAUGCCAAGCUGGACACAAAACUUAUCUUCGCAGUGUCCAAAUACCAGCAGGACCAGUUGGUGAAGGAGGACAGUGUCGAAGCCGUAGGAGAGCAGCUGCAGGUGUACCAUCAGCAGUACCAGGAGAAAAAUCGCGAGUAUGACUUUCUAUAUGAGGACUACACCCGAACUUCACAGGAGCUGCAGAUGAAAAGAACAGCAAUUGAAGCUUUUAAAGAAACAAUAAAGAUCUUUGAGGAGCAGUGUCAGACCCAGGAACGAUGCAGCAAAGAGCAUAUUGAUAAAUUCAAACGAGAGGGAAAUGAGAAAGAAGUACAAAGGAUUCUGAUGAACUCUGAAAAGCUGAAAUCUCGUAUUACUGAAAUCCAUGAGAGCAAAAUGAAACUGGAAAUAGACUUGAAGAAGCAGGCCUUAGAAAACCGUGAAAUUGACAAAAGAAUGAACAGCCUUAAACCAGACCUAAUGCAGCUCCGAAAGCUCCGUGACCAGUACUUAAUAUGGCUGACGCAAAAGGGUGCUCGACAGAAGAAAAUCAACGAGUGGCUGGGGGUCAAAAAUGAAACAGAGGACCAAUAUUCCACAAUGGAUGAUGACGAUGACCCUCCACAUCACAAGGAACAAACAUGGUACCUUGGAAAUAUUAAUCGUGCACAAGCUGAGCAGAUGCUUUACGGAAAGCCAGAUGGAACAUUCCUAAUCCGAGAAAGAGCAGAGAAGGACUCUUAUGCCUGUUCAGUAGUUGUGGAUUCUGACGUUAAGCACUGUGUGAUUCACAAGAUGGCUACAGGAUAUGGCUUUGCAGAACCCUACCACCUGUACGCCUCUCUGAAAGAUCUUGUUUUGCACUACAUGCACAACUCGCUGGUACAGCACAAUGAUAACAUGAAUGUGAAGCUUGCUUAUCCCGUCCUUUCGCAAUCCCCCAGAUGAGCUUCAUGUCUUGGACACCAGAUAUAGAAAUGGUCUCAACUGUGCACUUGUAACUGUCCGUGGUGUGUCCCUUUUCAGCUCAGCAUUUUCCUGACAUGAAAGACUCUGACAGCAAGAUCAAAACCUGCAGGCAGCCAUCUGGAGACAUGUAUGGCUUUUUUAUUCAUCAGUGUAGCACAAGUGGUUUGUCUCUGAGACAGUGCAGAGUUCUGCCGCUGCAAACAGUGGCCAUACUGAGUGCUAUGUAACGGAGUUUGUUUUCCUUGCUGGUAUAAGGAGGAAUUAUUUUAGUGCUCCCUGAGUUGAAAUGCAUAAAAUCAGAAGAACUUUAGACAUGCAUUUCCGUAAUGGAAAUUGUUAGCUUUAUGCAUUUGCUGCAUUAUAUUAGACCAGAGUAGCUGCUUUUUAGUUUCUUGAUUAAUCUUGUAAGUGAAAUGGGUACUGUAAUAUAAUUGUAUCACUUGAGAAAAUACAUCAUCUAGAGUCUGUUUUA